Messenger RNA from Vanrija pseudolonga, 798 nucleotides. RefSeq lists its product as uncharacterized. The coding region runs from base 1 to 798 and encodes 265 amino acids. The record is from RefSeq and is a predicted model, not a curated record. Lineage: Eukaryota; Fungi; Basidiomycota; Tremellomycetes; Trichosporonales; Trichosporonaceae. The transcript has a single exon.
AUGCCGCCGCGCAAACCCAAGCCCAAGCCCCGCCCGAGCCGACCCCGCAAGCCAAGCUGCACGCCACACCUGGUCGCGCACUCGCUCCUCUCGCGCCCCGACGACCCCAAGAAGCUGCGACACGCGCUGGCAACACUGCGCUCGCGCGCAAAGCUGCCCCCGAGCGCGGCGUACACGUGCUGGCACACCGUCGCGUUCCCGACGCCCGACCUGCGCCCCGGGGAAGAGCUGCGCGCCGCGCCCGAGGCCGCGGCGUGGCGGCUCACCCACGCCAUAGUUGCGCCGGGCGGGCUCGCCAGCCCCGGCUCUGGCUCCUCCCCCGUGUCGCCGGUCGACGAAGCCGACACCGCCCCCGACCCGCUCGUGCUCUCCGCCGCCCUCGUCGACGUCCUCCUCACCGACGACGAGUUCGACGCCCUCGACGCGCUGUACCCGCUCGUCCCCGGCGUCGACGUGACCGCCGCCACCGCUGACGGCCCGCACGCGUACGAGGUGCGCGGGGAGCGCACGACAAACUACCUGCUUGACCUGGUGGCGCGGAGCCUGGCGACCGCCGCAGCCCACUCGUGCGUUCUCUUCGUGUCGAAUGGCGAGCGGCACGUGCGCGUGUCCGGCCUGCGCGGGUACGCGUUCGUGUUCGGCGACGGCGCCGACCAGACCCCUGGGCCAAUGUUUGAUCGGUCUAUUGGGUGGCGUGCGGGCGGAGAGGUGGUCCGGCCCGGCGCCCACGUCAAGCUCUUCACGGCGCUGCUCGACGCCGCGGUCGAGGUCGUCAACCAGGGCGCCGAGGUCGAGUAG